Messenger RNA from Haliotis rubra (blacklip abalone), 746 nucleotides. Its product is annotated as ER membrane protein complex subunit 4-like. The record is from RefSeq and is a predicted model, not a curated record. The coding region runs from base 151 to 669 and encodes 172 amino acids. Lineage: Eukaryota; Metazoa; Mollusca; Gastropoda; Lepetellida; Haliotidae. The transcript has 5 exons. Gene Ontology annotation, biological process: protein folding in endoplasmic reticulum. Gene Ontology annotation, cellular component: EMC complex.
CAACUUUCAAAGGGCAUUACGUAUUUUUCAUGUUAUAAACAAUACUAUUAUAGUACAGUUUUAGCUCUUUUCGGUCAACGUGUGUCAUAUAAAAUAUCACCACAUUGUGUUUUUUUUACACAAUCAGGUCUCAUUUUCAGUAAGAACAAAAUGGCUACUCGGAAAAGGCACAAGUGGGCAAUCGACUUUUUAGGUGGUGGAAAGUCACGAAGUGAUCGAGCACUUGUUCAGUUCACAGAACUACAACCACCUGUUGGUUAUGUUGACACAGUCAGUGUCAGUGAAAAGGCCAAGGAUGCCGACCCAAAGCUCAUUGUAAAGAGGUCUUGGGACAUUGCCCUUGGUCCAAUCAAACAGGUCCCAAUGAACAUGUUUAUCAUGUGGAUGGCUGGCAAUUCCAUCUCCAUCUUCCCCAUCAUGAUGGUGGGAAUGAUGUUCUUCCGGCCGAUACAGACACUCUUUGGAAUACAGAACACAUUUAAAAUGAUCGAGGGGGACCAGGCAGCAUUUCAGAAGUUUGUGUACCUGCUUGGCAACCUCCUGUGUCUGGCCAUGGCAAUAUACAAGUGUCAAGUGAUGGGGCUGCUUCCUUCCCAUGCAUCAGACUGGCUUGCUUUCGUCCAGCCUCAGGAGAGAAUGGAAUGGUCUGGCGGUGGAGUGAUGAUGUGAAUCUAUCUGUGUCCUGAUGAAUCUAUCUAUUAUCUAUGUACCUGUCUUGUCAAUAAAUGUAACAUGUGUUGUCAAAA